Molecule: messenger RNA, 1400 nt
Organism: Notothenia coriiceps (black rockcod)
Lineage: Eukaryota; Metazoa; Chordata; Actinopteri; Perciformes; Nototheniidae
Gene: gal3st1b
Product: galactose-3-O-sulfotransferase 1b
Exons: 3
Coding region: 35-1306 (423 amino acids)
Biological process (GO): myelination; galactosylceramide biosynthetic process
Cellular component (GO): membrane
Molecular function (GO): galactosylceramide sulfotransferase activity
Source: RefSeq, a predicted model, not a curated record
UUGUCAUCUGCAGGUCCUUGUUUGGGUGUUAGUGAUGUCUGCCAUCAAAGGAAAGAAGUGCACACGUAUAACCAGGAGGCUGAUUCUCUCGGUUUUAUUGACCAACAUCAUGUUGUUGCUGUACUGCCUCACGAACCCAACCCAAGUUAAGAUUAGGGACUCCCAGCAAGACACAUGUCCUCUAAGUAUGGUGAAAUUAUUGACGAAAAAUGUAAGCUCACCAUCUCUCAGCAUGUCAGAAGUUUGCUCCCCCAAAGUAAACAUCAUGUUCAUGAAAACCCACAAAACUGCCAGCAGCACCAUACUCAACAUCCUCUUCAGAUUUGGAGAAAAGCACAAGCUUAAAUUCGCCUUCCCUGAUGGCCGCAAUGACUUCUUCUACCCGUCACCUUUCCUCUGCUCCCAGGUGAAGGACUACAGGCCUGGAGACUGUUUCAACAUUGUUUGUAACCACAUGCGCUUUGACCAUCAGGAAGUAGCCAAGCUCCUGCCUCCAGAUGCUGUUUACAUCACCAUCUUACGUGACCCGGUGGAUCUCUUUGAAUCAUCUUUCAAUUAUUACCGCAGAGCAGUUCCUCUCACAUGGAAGAUCAAUGGAGAGAACCAACUGGUGGAGUUUUUGAACAAUCCUCACACCUUCUACAGCCCAGAGGCUUUCAACUCAUUCUACCUCAAAAAUCUGCUCUUUUUUGACUUUGGUUUUGACAACAACCUGGAGGGUGAUGAUCCUCGUGUAGUGAGGGAUAUUCAUAAGUUAUCAACACGUUUUGAUUUGGUUCUUGUAGCAGAAUAUUUUGAUGAGUCACUUAUCCUGCUCAAGGACACACUGUGUUGGACCAUGGAGGACAUACUGUAUUUUAAACUCAAUGCUCGCAGGAGAUCAUCUGUAUCUCGACUGACCCCAGAGUUGAGAGCCAAAGCUUUACAGUGGAACGGGGCUGACUGGAGACUCUAUCAGCACUUUAAUGCUACUUUCUGGGCAAGAGUUGAGGCGUAUGGGAGAGAAAGAAUGAAACAAGAGGUAAAAGAGCUCAGGAGAAGAAAUGCAGAGAUGAAGGCCAUCUGUAUUCAAGAUGGAGGUGCAGUGGAAGCUCAAAAUAUUCACGACAGUCGUUUCCUGCCCUGGCAGCCCGUUGGAGAGUCUUCCAUUCUUGGGUACAACGUGAAGCAAAUUAUUGAUCCACAAUACAGGGAAAUCUGUGAAAAAAUGCUCACACCUGAAAUACAAUACUUGUCACAGCUGGGCGUAAGCCUGUGGCUGACUAGACUAUGGGGUUGGUUCAAAGAUACCGUUUUUGGAGAUUGAAUUGGACUAAAUUGUUUUACGUGUUUACUUUAGCAGCAAGCUGGAGUCCAUUUUGUUAUUGUACCUACCUUUGAAAUAAUAUGAUACUUGAGAU